This is a messenger RNA of Camelina sativa (false flax), 1569 nucleotides long. NCBI's taxonomy places the organism in Eukaryota, Viridiplantae, Streptophyta, Magnoliopsida, Brassicales, Brassicaceae. The record is from RefSeq and is a predicted model, not a curated record.
AUGUCUCAUGAUUCUGGGGAAGAGAACAUUGACCCGGUUCUACGAGAAGAGAUUGAUGAUGGUCCGACAGCUUCUCCAGUUGGUGGGAAGAGAAGACAAACUCAGGCUACAACUUCUACUGUACCGUCUCAACCGAGGAAAAAGCCAGCUCAUAGAUCUCCGGUUUGGGAGCAUUUUAUUCAGCAAGCACAUGAUCAGGCCCUCACCAACUGUCGGUAUUGUGGUCAACCUCUAGGAUGUGACACAGUGAUUCAUGGAACAAGUGCAAUGAAGAAUCACAUUAGUAGGUGUAAGUUGUACAAGAUGCAUCUAGAGAGUGGUACUCAGAGUGUGUUGGCUGGUGAUAGCAGUGGUGUAAUGACUGCAAUCAAGUAUGAUCAAGCUUUGUUCAGAAGGAAGACAUCCACAUUAGAUAUAUACAGUAUGUUUCUGAGAGAGAAAGGAUCUUUGAAGGAGCUGUUUGCUCACUGGAUUGACAGAGAUUGGAAGUUGCAGAAGAGGAUCAUCAGUUUCAAGCCAGUGACAGAUCACAAAGGUCUUCACAGUAACAAGGCUCUAAGGGUAUUCACUGAUGCUUUGAUCAUGAGAGGACCUGAUGCUUUAGUUAGUAAUGGUGAUUAUCUUCAUAUGCGGUGCUGUGCGCAUGUCCUCAACUUGAUAGUGAGGGAUGGUUUAUCCAAAGCAAAAAGGAGUAUAGUGUCCAUCAGAAAUGCGAUUAAGUAUGUGAGAUCAUCAGGUGAUCGGUUGAAAUCAUUUCUGUUGAGGGUCGACACAGGAAACGUAGGUAGAGGUAGUUUGUGUCUCGAUGUUGCUACUAGGUGGAAUUCAACCUAUCUAAUGCUGACAGCCGCAAACAAGUUCCGGGUUGCAUUUGAGAAGAUGUUGACUGAAGACAAGUUGUAUAACGACUACUUCAUGGAGACUGAAGAGAAUAGUGAGGAGAAUGGUGAUGAAGCUGAAUUCCCAGGGCAGAAGCGUGUUGCCAGCAAAUCAGUGACCUCUACUAUUUGUUAUAAUGAGAUUGUGACCAUUGAGAGGAAUCUUAUCAAUCUAAGCACCAAUGGUGAUGUGCUGCUAAAGACAGAGGCGACGAUGAUGAGGAGUAAGUUUGAAAAAUAUUGGGAUGGUCUCCUAAACAUGAAUCCGCUUGUCAUCAUCGCAAGUGUGUUUGAUCCCAGAAACAAGAUGCAGUUUGCUGGUCUUUGCUUCGACAAGCUUUAUGGAAAAGACAGUGUCGAAAGUACUCAUCUAAGAUCAUCAAUUAAGGGUGUGAUGAAGAAGAUGUAUGCAGAGUAUGUGAUGAAGUUGAGCGUAAGUGAACAAGUUGUACCAACUACUGGUGGAGUCGUAGUUGAUGUUGGAGUACCAGCAAGUGAUCUGUAUGAUUUGUCGGAUGAGGAUGGUUAUGAGAGGAUGGAUACGCUGUACUCUGAGAUGGUGGCUGAAUGCACAAAUGAAGAAUGUAGCAGUGAGCUAGAUAUUUACUUGUUGGAGAAACCAGUGCCAAGGACUCCAACUGCUUUGGGAUUGGACUUUGAUGUUCUAUCUUGUGUCUUCGGUUGCUUCUGA